This is a messenger RNA of Penicillium oxalicum, 1218 nucleotides long. RefSeq lists its product as uncharacterized. The transcript has 3 exons. The record is from RefSeq and is a predicted model, not a curated record. Gene Ontology annotation, molecular function: transferase activity, transferring alkyl or aryl (other than methyl) groups. Gene Ontology annotation, biological process: alkaloid metabolic process. NCBI's taxonomy places the organism in Eukaryota, Fungi, Ascomycota, Eurotiomycetes, Eurotiales, Aspergillaceae. The coding region runs from base 1 to 1218 and encodes 405 amino acids.
AUGACUGUUUCCCAUGCCACCACAGCAGAGCCGGGACCACGAGUCCAGUCAUUGAAUGUAUCUCGGUACUUUUCUUUCCAGGACGAUCAUCAAAGGAGCUGGUGGGAGCACACGGCACCGCUUUUAAGCCGAAUCUUGGAGUCGGCACAGUACGACCUCCACCACCAGCACCUGUACCUGGUGCUGUACCGCAGCCUUCUCGUUCCUUUCCUAGGACCUCACCCUCACCAGUGGGAUUCCUUCAUCACAUACUGUGGGUUGCCUGUGGAGUUUAGUAUCAACUACCAGGACCAUGGACCUCCCACGGCUCGUAUUGGGUGGGAGCCCGUCAGCCAUCUGUCGGGCACCCCCGACGAUGUCUUCAAUCUCCAUACCGUUGAGAAGGCCGUCUCCACACUAUCCAAGCUGUCACUGAAGGGCUUUGAUACGCAACUUUUCACUCACUUUCUCAAAACUCUGACCGUGAGUCAUGAGCAAGCGGCCACCAUUGACGUCGCCCAGCUGCCCAUCUCGCGCUUCAAGAACCAAGCCUCGUUCGGCCUCGACCUCAAGGGUGGUGAGGUGACAGUCAAAUGUUACAUCUAUCCCGCCCUUAAGGGCUAUGUGACGGGUAAUUCGUUCCGCCAGCUACUCGAUGAUGCUCUUCAUGCCGGGAGUGCCCUGGCGCCAUACCCGGAGGCACUCUCAGUCGUGCAUGACUAUAUGGAGAGCGCCGGGCUUUACAAUCAAUACUCUUUCCUGGGAUUUGACUUUGUUAAUCCGGUCAAGUCCCGGCUGAAGAUAUACGCGACCGUUCAGGAAGUGAGCUGGGCGAAAAUCCAAGAUAUCUGGAUGGUUGGCGGACGCUUCCGUGACGAUCUGAAUCUCCAGCGUGGGCUUGGAUUUGCACGUGAGCUAUGGCUUCGGCUCACAGGCGACACGGACAAAAUGGCUGUUGGGAUCUGGAAUUACGAGUUAGCCCCAGGCAGUGCGGUUCCGAUGCCCAAGUGGUAUUUCAUCUUGCACGGGCAAAGCGACUAUGAGAAUGCGCAAGCCGUGGUCAGCUUCUACCAAUCGCUUGGAUGGAUUGACUUGGCCAAGCGGUUCCUCCCAUCUUUUCAAAGCUACUUUCCCACCCAGGACUUGAAAGAGACGACGCAUCUUCUGCAGUAUGUCUCUUUGGCAUAUUCGGAGAAGACAGGCCCGUAUGUGAGCGUCUACUAUCAUUCUUCAGAGUAG